AUGGCGGCGCGUUUUGAUGUUAUGGAUGGCAUUGAGGAAGAUUUGUUAUACCUCGACCAUUUAAAUCGUGACCGAAAUCGUGUUGGAGUGAUUGUGGAAAGGGGAAACCCUUUUGAAGAUUAUGGUGACAGGAAGUUUGAAGAGAGAUUUCGUCUGUCAAAAGAAACAGUGUGGUGGUUAUUAAAUCAAAUUGAUAGGGCAUAUGCAACAGGUGCAUUCAACAUUCUUACUGGGGACAACAGUAAUAUACAUCGUACAACAGCACAACGAAUCAUCAGUGAUGUAUCAGACAUCAUAGCAUCACUGUCUCCUCGCUUUAUAAAAUUUCCAACAAGAGAAGAAGGUACCUUGGAUUGUACCCAUAUAAGAAUUCAGUCUCCUGGAGGACAUAAUAAUGAACUUUUCCGCAAUAGGAAAUCAUAUUUUUCCUUUAACUGUCAAACCAUUAGUGAUCACAAUUUGUUAAUAAGAGAUAUCGUCGCUCGAUGGCCGGGCUCUGUGCACGAC
Molecule: messenger RNA, 507 nt
Organism: Schistocerca nitens (vagrant locust)
Lineage: Eukaryota; Metazoa; Arthropoda; Insecta; Orthoptera; Acrididae
Product: putative nuclease HARBI1
Exons: 3
Source: RefSeq, a predicted model, not a curated record